Peromyscus leucopus (white-footed mouse) is the source of this 878-nucleotide messenger RNA. It is a transcript of the gene Ccdc167, whose product is annotated as coiled-coil domain containing 167. The transcript is spliced from 4 exons. Lineage: Eukaryota; Metazoa; Chordata; Mammalia; Rodentia; Cricetidae. Bases 48 to 341 code for a protein of 97 amino acids. The record is from RefSeq and is a predicted model, not a curated record.
GGCCUAGGGGGCGGGUCCGGUGCGGAGGGGAUACACGGCGAGCAACUAUGACUAAAAAGAAGCGGGAGAAUCUCGGCGUCGCUCAGGAGAUUGAUGGGCUGGAGGAGAAGCUGUCUCAGUGUCGGAAGGACCUGGAGGCUGUGACCUCCCAGCUCUACAGGGCAGAACUGAGUCCUGAGGACAGGAGGUCUCUGGAAAAGGAGAAAACCACCCUCAUGAGCAGAGCCUCCAAGUAUGAGAAGGAGCUAAAGCUGCUUCGGCAAGAGAAUCGGAAGAACAUGCUCCUCUCGGUGGCCAUCUUCCUCCUCCUCGCUCUACUCUAUGCCCACUGGACGAUGUGAGUCAGCCGUCCUCAGCCAUGCAGGUUCCCUUCCACUCUCUACUCAGGGACCAGGCAACCUUUCAAGCUCAAGACGGAGGUGGGGGCCUUUUCCCGUGGUUGCCCAGCAGCUGCAGCACAAAGGCAUGGUACUGCCUCCUCCUAGUGCUCAGUCGAGGGGCAAUAAAGAGCCCCAAGCUCUGCUGUCUAGUGAGUAAAUAUCUCUGGCUGACUAGCUGAGGCACCCCUGUCUCAAGGAUGAAGGGUUGUUCCCAAGUGCUUGUGCACAGUUCGGGAGGGAGGGAGGGAGGGAGGAGAGCAGCUGGGAAGGCAGCAUUGUGCCACCCGAUUCUCCAGAUUCUGUGCCCUGGCCUGUGAUCACCAGUAAAGAAAAUGCAGCAUGCAUGAUAAAAGGUGACUUGGGCUUGAAGUGGAGGUCCCAGGAGCAUGCUAAAUGAACUCAUCUUCUAGAGACAGGCAGGGCUAAGGAGGCCUCCAGGAGUGCGGGGGCAGCAAGAGCUAUGGUAACGACCGGACAGACUUCUGGUACAACAACCAG